CCACCGAACUUGGGAGAAACACGCAUUCUCUUCCCCUCAGCCACAGAAGAAAAAAAUUCCACACCGCUUUUAAAUUUCCAUCCUCAGCUGGUUGGCUGAGGCCUAAAAAUCUAAAGCCUGUAUCAAAGAAAGGAAGGAGAAGAAGAAAUGGAGCAGCCACCAGCAGCACGUGAAUUACCGCCCCAUCUCCCUGAUGAACUCGUCGUUCUUGAAAUUCUCCCGAGACUCCCUGUCAAGUCACUCUUGAGAUUCAGAUGCGUUUCGAAAUCAUGGCUUUCUUUGAUCUCAACACCACAUUUCAUCAGAGUCCAUCUCGAAAAAUCAUCCCAAAACAAAGAUUACAGCCACCUCAGCCUCAUUGCACAUACUUCUGCCCCGCGUUUUGCUUUCAAGAAUUGCUCUGUUCAGUCUUUACUGCAAGAACCGGUUACUCGUGCAGCUAAUAUUGAUUAUCCUGUUGAAAAGGCUCCUAGUUCAAUCUCUAUUGUGGGUUCUUGCAAUGGGUUGGUUUGCAUUGUUGUAGACUGUGAACAAAUUUAUAUAUGGAAUCCAUCAACGAGAAAAUCGAACAAAUUGAAAGAUUCAGGUUUUAUAAGAAAGCAGCAUUGCUAUACUAUUUACGGUUUUGGAUAUGAUGAGAUCAAUGAUGAUUACAACGUAGUGGCAAUUUUACGGGCUCUUAAUCAUGUGAAGAUUGAGACGAAGGUUUAUAGCCUAAAGAGUGACAAGUGGAGAAGGAUUGAGGACAUUCCUGGCUGUUUCCCUUUUUAUAGUUGGGGGAAGUAUGUUGAUAGAAAGUUACACUGGCCAGGCUAUAGUGGUAAGCAAGACAGGGCUGUUGUUUCUUUUGAUUUAGCUCAAGCUAAAUACGGAGAAUUGAAGCUUCCAACUAAUGGAGAGGGAGCGUCCUUUCCGGUACUUGGAGUAUUAGGGAGGUGCCUUUCUGUAACUUAUGAGUAUCAGAGGUCCAAUACUGUGGAUUUGUGGGUGAUGAAGGAGUAUGGAGUGAUGGAAUCUUGGACCAAAAUUCUUACUUUUCCAAGUUUUGGAAUUCGCGGUCCUGUGCCACUGUGCAUUUCAAGGAAUGAUGAAGUUUCAAUCCAAUUUGGAUCUACUUUCAGGCUGUACAGUUUGCAGGAUGAUUCCAUGGGAAAUCCUAAGACUAUCAACAUGGAUGGAUGCCGUGAUGCAACCAUCUAUGUUGAGAGCCUGGUUUCUGCAAGUGCUACAGAAAAAGAAGAAAGGCGAUAUGGAUAACAAAGGCAAACAAUGUAAACAUCGCGCACCCGUACUUUUCUUUUGUAAUUCUCUUGUCAUGUAGUUGGCUGUUCCGUUCUUGAUAAGAAAUGUGCAUGCACUUUGUAUUCUGCAGGAAGGGACAUGGUAGGAACAACUUUUAUGCUUUACGUUUAACGCCCUAAGAGAUGAUUCCUCUGAGAAUUAAAA
Coffea arabica (coffee) is the source of this 1446-nucleotide messenger RNA. The record is from RefSeq and is a predicted model, not a curated record. NCBI's taxonomy places the organism in Eukaryota, Viridiplantae, Streptophyta, Magnoliopsida, Gentianales, Rubiaceae.